Messenger RNA from Camponotus floridanus (Florida carpenter ant), 1799 nucleotides. Its product is annotated as gamma-aminobutyric acid receptor alpha-like. Gene Ontology annotation, molecular function: neurotransmitter receptor activity; extracellular ligand-gated monoatomic ion channel activity; GABA-A receptor activity. Bases 126 to 1772 code for a protein of 548 amino acids. The transcript has 11 exons. The record is from RefSeq and is a predicted model, not a curated record. Gene Ontology annotation, cellular component: membrane; neuron projection; synapse. Gene Ontology annotation, biological process: regulation of membrane potential; chemical synaptic transmission; signal transduction. Lineage: Eukaryota; Metazoa; Arthropoda; Insecta; Hymenoptera; Formicidae.
GCGGCCGCCGCAAUGGCCUGUAGCAUCUCGUGACGAGUGUCAAACUCAUCGGCAUCAUCGACAAGUACGAGCUCAUUCUUGGAAUUUUCAAGUGGGUCUAAAGAUCAACUAAAUCAAUAUCGAAGAUGACAUCAAAAGAACUAUCAUUCUUCGUCGUUCUCGUGUCACUCACUGUGUGCAAGUAUCGUUUUUACGCAUUUGAAAUCAAAGCAAUAUCGAAUUUUACGUCGUCGUCGUCCAGAUCGUUGGAAUCGAUGUUGAUGAUCAACAGCAGGAUACCUAGGGCUACCGUGAACGAUAUUGUCUCGAAGAACAUCACUAUGGUCCUCGAGAAUCUAUUGAUGAAUUACGAAAAUAGUCAACUGCCUACGCAUGAUAAAGGCAUGCCCACAGUGGUAAAAACAAAUAUCCUAAUUAGGAGUAUGGGUCCAGUGUCCGAGCUCGAUAUGGAUUAUUCGAUGGAUUGCUAUUUUCGACAAUCAUGGCGCGAUUCGCGUUUGAGUUUUCUGGGUCCAAUCAAAUCUCUCAGCCUCAGCAUCAAAAUGCUCGAGAGAAUCUGGCGACCUGAUACUUACUUUUACAAUGGCAAGCAUAGUUACGUACAUACGAUCACCGUACCGAACAAAUUGUUAAGGAUCUCCCAGGACGGCGAUAUAUUGUAUUCCAUGAGACUUACUAUCAAGGCUAAAUGUCCUAUGGAGUUGAGAAAUUUUCCUAUGGAUCGGCAAUUUUGUCCAUUGAUAAUGGGAAGCUAUGCGUACACAUCGGGACAACUAGUUUACGAAUGGCAAGAAGGGCAAGAAGGGAAAGAAGGUUCAUCGGUUAAUUUUGUACCUGGAAUGGCGCUUUCGCAAUUCGAUUUAAUGGGCUCGCCAUAUAGAAAUCUCACAUUUGUUCGUCGCGAGGGCGAGUUUUCGGUGUUGCAAGUAUCUUUCAAUUUGCAGCGACAUACCGGAUACUUUCUUAUACAAGUUUAUGUACCAUGUGUUUUGAUAGUUGUAUUGAGUUGGGUAUCUUUUUGGAUUCAUCGUGAGGCAACAAGUGAUCGAGUAGGUUUAGGUAUCACUACCGUCUUGACGCUAUCAACGAUAAGCCUCGAUUCUAGGACAGAUUUGCCGAAAGUUAGAUAUGCUACCGCUUUAGAUUGGUUUCUCUUAAUGAGUUUCGGUUAUUGCAUCGCUACUCUUCUAGAAUUUGCUGGUGUUCAUUAUUUCACGAAGAUUGGUAGCGGCGAGAUUCCGUUGGAUGAUGAAGAAUGGGAAGAUUGGGAAGGCAUUACGAAUGAAGAAUUCGAGGAUACAUUUGGCACAAUCAUUUCUUGCAGUCCUCAGACUGAUCAUCCGGAAAUCGGUGACACGAGUACCAGAAGACGUGGGUCUCUUAUAUCUACAAUAUAUAGCGAUGGAGUCACUUAUAAAGAUUCCUGUCGAUCUAUCACAGUCGCCGUUUCUUCAAAGCCGUCGACGAUGGAAAGACAGACACAAACUGAGCUUAUUUUACCAUUAUGGCGACAAUUUCUUUAUUGUUUAGCAGGAGAUGAUGCUUUCAGACGCCGUCGACAACGAGAAGUAACCAGUAGCUAUCGAAAAUGCGGUGAUCGUAUAUCGAGACACAUAAAUAGUGUGUCUUACAUCGACAGAGUUGCGCGAAUAGUCUUUCCCGCUUCUUUUGGCCUACUUAACGUUUGCUACUGGGUAGUUUACGUUACUUAUCAAGAGGAAUUUAAAUGGCAAGACCCACCGAUUGGAUCGAUAGCACCAAUCUCUCACUAACGAAAUUUGGACAAACAUCAAUGAAGC